Messenger RNA from Ascoidea rubescens DSM 1968, 1790 nucleotides. RefSeq lists its product as uncharacterized. Lineage: Eukaryota; Fungi; Ascomycota; Saccharomycetes; Ascoideales; Ascoideaceae. Gene Ontology annotation, molecular function: RNA polymerase II cis-regulatory region sequence-specific DNA binding; DNA-binding transcription factor activity, RNA polymerase II-specific; protein dimerization activity. The transcript has a single exon. Bases 257 to 1474 code for a protein of 405 amino acids. The record is from RefSeq and is a predicted model, not a curated record. Gene Ontology annotation, biological process: regulation of transcription by RNA polymerase II.
AUUGAGUUGUGCUGUGUUUCACCCAAACAAAAUUUCUUUUUUGGUUUCUCUGCUUUUUCUUUCUUUUUCACUUCCCUCCUUUAUUCUUCCUCUUUUAAUUGCAAAGGUUUUCCUUUUUUAUUUAAGAUAUUACUUUUCCUCAUCUCUUUUAUUUUUCAUCUCCCUUCUCGCUUUCAUUUAUUGCUUUGGCUUCCUGCUCUUCCUGACUUUGCACCAUCUUUUUUUCUCCCACCCUUUUCUUUCUCCUUUUGAAACAAUGCCUUCGUUGCCCUCUAAUGAAAGAUACUUUUCCAACACCUCUUCCUCAAAGCAAAAACCCUUCCAGCUUCCUUCUUUAGCAAACUUGGGCCACAUCUCUAACGAGGAUCGUUUACCACGCAUUCAGGAGCUCUCCAUGACUGACAGUUCCAAAUCCCAGGCUCCUCAGCUCCAGUCACAUCCUCUGGCCUAUCCUCAGCUAUAUCCCCAGCAGCAACUACCUCAACCCCAGAACCAACAACAAUUUUCACAAUCUUUCCAGUCGCAAUCUUUUCAGUCACAAUCUUCCCAGCCCCCUUUACAAUACCAGUUCAACUAUAACAAUAAUCUUUCCCAACCCCAAAUGCUUCCUACAAAUAAUAUACCUCUUUCAAAUUACGCUCCAAUUACCCCAAUUGCUCCCUCUUCCCCUUCUGUCUCCAAAAGUGCUUCUUCCAGCUCAAUAUCAAAAAACCCCAAUGACAAAAUUCCUUCAAAGAAACAUCUACAUAUAAGAUCCGAACAACGAAGAAGGGAGAAGAUUUCUGAUGGGUUUGCUCAAUUAAAAUUAACUGUUCCAACUGUACGACCUGGCUACGAUUCAAAAGCUGCUGUUUUAAAGAAAACCGCUGAAUAUAUUGAAGUUUUGGAAUACGAAAAUAAAGUCCUUAAACACGAAUUAGCUCUUGUGUCUUCCUAUCCUGCUCCCCAUCCUUCUCAUACAAUGCCUUAUUCCUCAGCGCCCUCCCAAAAUCCUUUUCCUCCACAGAAUGUUCAGUUGCCUCCUGGUGCUCCUCAGCUUUUGCAGCCUCAACACACAUCUACCCAAUCUCAGUCCCACUCUUCAAAUUUUUCUCAUCAAAAUAGCAUUUCAUCUUCCUCUGCUACAUCGCCUUCUGCGUCUGCUCCUCCUGCCUCCUUAACCUCAAUGUUAAACAGCAAUCACAGUUCUAUCAACAUUGAUCGUAGCUCCCAAUCCUCAGCUCAAUCACAUUCUCAAAAUGGCUUUCAGCGUCUAUCUUCUUCUACUCAAAACACAGGAACAAAAAAAUUGCCUCCUUUAGCUCCUGCUCAAUUUGGCUUCUUGCCUGGAACUUCUCCAAACUCAAAUCGCUUGCCUUCUCCAAGUUUUAUGUUCAAUCAAUCAACUACUGGCAAUGCCAACAGAAUUCCAAAUAUCAACUCAAAUCCAACCAUCUCCAACUCAUAUUUUUCCACUUCUAGUUUACAUCAAUAAGCUGUUCCAAAAUCAUUUUAAUUAUAUUCCAACUAUUUCCAAUCAACUUCCAACUAACUUCCAAUUGGCUGGAAAUUAUAAUGGUAAUUCAUUUCAUUUUAUGAUUGUUUUUCGCCUGUAUUUUACACUACUUCAUUUCUUGAUUUUUUCUAUUUUCUAUUUUUUUGGUUUUUUGGUGUGUGUUUUAUCAAAAUUUCUUUCUAUCAAUUUACUUUUUAUUCUACUCCAAUUUCUUUAACCGCUGCAAUCACUAGUUGCUAUUUUUAUUUAACUUAUUUUUUGAUCUAUUCAAAUAUUUGCCAGUUAACUAUUUAAC